GGCAGAAAUGUGGACAAUGCAUGCCAAAGCAUUCAGCAACCAUGGGGCCUCAUGGAAGCAGAAGAGUGUGUGACGUCAUCAUUAAAUCUGCAGGAGCAGUUGAAAUAUCAAGAGGCCAAGGUUGGUUAUCAAAGGGCUUUAGAUCUUCAAAUAGCAAGAUUAGGAGAAGAGCAUGAAUUGGUGGCUGAGAGCUUGAACCGUCUGGGACUUGUUGCCGGGAUUCUUGGUAACUACACAGAGGCUGAGAGGCUGCAUGCAAGGGCCUUGGACAUUUCCAGGGGGUGUUUGGGUGAUGAGCACCAAUACACUGCAACAUGCCUUGGGUAUUUGGGGGUGACAAUGCGGCGCCUGGGGAGGCUGUCAAAAGCUGAAGAAAAUUGCACCAGGGCAUUGAUGAUCAGAACACAGGAGCUGGGUGCCAAUCACCCUGAUUUAGCACAGAGUCUGAAUGAUCUUGGGGAUGUGAUGUUUGAUCUGGUGAAACUGCCCAAGGCCAAAGAGUGCUUUGUCAAGGCUUUGGCAAUUGGGAAUGAUAAUGCCACCACAGAGGCUGCUCGGAGCUUGUUUGGCAUUGGGCUGGUGAUGAGCCUGCAAUGCGUGUUUUCAGAAGCUGAAGGCCACCUCCACAGAUCACUGGAAAUCAGAAAGCAGGUUCUGGGUGACUUCCACCCACAUGUUGCACAGAGCCUGUGUGGCUUGGCGAACGUGGUUAUCAGCAACUUUGUGUUUGUUGGCAAAGGAGAUCUUUCUCAGGCCAGCAAGUUUGCUAAUAUGGCUCUUGGUAUGACAAAGCAGAUUUUCGGUCCUGAUCACCCAGCCGUUGCACGGGAUUUGUUUUUUCUGGGAUAUGCCAUGUUGCUCCAAAACAAACUUCCUGAGGCUGAGGCAUGCCAUGACAGGGCAUUGGCCAUCUUCAAGCAUGCUUUUGGUGACAUUGACCGACAUGUUGCAUCUUGUCUUAUGAUGGGGGCAGCGGUGAAAAUGGGUCAAAGGAAUAUUUCUGAAGCAGUGGAGUUCUGUGCUGAUGCUUUGACCAUUGGAAUCCAGGCCUUCGGUGGUGAUGACCACCUAGUUAUUGGGUCGUGUCUGUUGGCAAUGGGAAGUUCUUUGCAUCAACAAGGGAAGCACCAUGAAGCUGCACAGCAUUUGAGCAGAGCCCUGGCCAUCGUACAGCAGGUGCUGGGAGACAACCAUUUGUUAGUUUCAACUAUUUUACAUGACCUGGGUGAAGUCAUGUAUUGUGAAGAGAAAUACCCGGAGGCUAAGGAGUAUCACAGCAGAGCCCUGGCCAUCAGAAAACAGGCUUUAGGAGAGGACCACAUGAACAUUGCUACUAUUUUGCAUUCCCUGGGAAUGGUGGCGUACGAGCAAGGGAGAUACCUUGAGGCUGAGGAGAAUCACAGCAGGGCCUUGGCCAUCAGAACACAGGCCCUGGGGGAAGUCCACGAAGAUGUUGCAAUGAGUUUGUAUAAUCUGGGCUGUGCGGUGCACCAACAAGGGAAGACUGCAGAUGCUGUGAGAUUGUUGAAAAAGUGUGUUGCAAUUGAAAAACAAGUGUUGGGCGACGACCAUAAAAAUGUUGCCUUCAAGCUGAGGCAAUUGGAGAUGAUGAAAGCACAGCAAGGUUUAGGCUUUGCUAGAUUGAAGAUGAUGUGGAAGUUCAGGUCCACUGGGUGGAUAAUGUGA
This is a messenger RNA of Ostreobium quekettii, 1686 nucleotides long. The record is from the annotation of a GenBank genome assembly. NCBI's taxonomy places the organism in Eukaryota, Viridiplantae, Chlorophyta, Ulvophyceae, Bryopsidales, Ostreobiaceae.